This is a messenger RNA of Lontra canadensis (Northern American river otter), 3253 nucleotides long. RefSeq names its product ALS2 C-terminal like (gene ALS2CL). NCBI's taxonomy places the organism in Eukaryota, Metazoa, Chordata, Mammalia, Carnivora, Mustelidae. The transcript is spliced from 26 exons. Bases 330 to 3191 code for a protein of 953 amino acids. The record is from RefSeq and is a predicted model, not a curated record.
GGCAGCCCAGAAAAAAGUCACCAAGCAAAACUUUCUUGCCUGUUCAGACCAGGAAAUACCAGAGUGGGUGCCAUGACAGGGUGUGGCCCAGGGGCCUAAGGGGCCUUGGAGAGGGUAGGGGAUGUCCCAAUGACCCUGCCCGAGAGCAACCUGGCUUGGACAGAGGCCAUGAAUGCAGGGGAGAAAGCAGGUCUGGCUGCUGGUUAGAUCGACACGGGGACGGGCAGCUGACUCACCUGGGCACGCUGAGACUAGCCAGUUCUGUCCUCACCCACCCCACAGAGAGCACCAAGGCUGCCUGAAGAGGCCCUGAGGGCAGUGCCCUGGCCAUGUGCAGCCCAGAGGAGGAGGCCCUGCGGCGGCUGGAGGAGGUCUUCUCAGCUACCCUCGCCCGCAUCAACAGCCUUGUCCUCCAACCCCUGCUCGAAACCACCCCAGAACCCUCGGACCCCCAGAUCAGGGAGUGCCUGCGGCUCGUGCAGCAGCUGCACCAGAGCUCCCAGCAGCUCUGGGAGGUGACGGAGGAGAGCCUGCACUCGCUACGGGAGCGGCUGGGCCACCAGGACACCGUGGGUCUGGAGUCCCUGCUGUUGCUACGUGAUGCUGACCGUGUCCUGCAGGUCCACGUGGAGUACAUCGAGUCCUACGCUAGCUGCGUGGCGGUGCAGGCCUUUCCGAAGGCAGCAAAGAAGAGGAGGGAGUUCUGGCGGGGCCAGCGCAAGGCCCUGGGGCAGCUCCUGUCGGGCGUGAGCUCCGAGGCCUCGGUGGGCACCGCACUGACCCAGGCCCUCCGCCAGCCGCUGGCCCAUCAUGUGCAGCAGUAUGUGCUCCUCCUGCUGAGCCUCGGGGACAGCGUCACGGAGCCUCACCCCGCUCGGGAGCUGGUGGUGCACGCAGCCACCCUCUUUGGGAACCUGCAGUCCUUCAUGAAGCAGGUGCUGGACCAGGCCCUGGCCACGCAGGCUCUCUGGCACUCCCUGAGCAGCCGGCUGAGAGAUGUGCUCUGCACCCCUGUGCGCCGACUCCUGCAGGACAGCCAGGACUUAGCCGUGACGGUCACCCCGCUGCGGGCAGAGCGUGUGUUGCUCUUCAACGAUGCCCUUGUCUUGCUGCAGGGUCACAGUGUCCACACCUUUGAUCUGAAGCUGGUGUGGGUGGAUCCUGGGCAGGACGGGUGCACCUUUCACCUCCUCACACCUGAGGACAAGCUCUCCUUUUGCUCCAAGAACCCUCAGGACCUGAUGGUCUGGCAGUGGAAAGUGACUCAGGCUGUGUGCCAGGCCCUACGUGGGAAGAAGGACUUCCCUGUGCUGGGGGCGGGCCUGGAGCCCUCCGAGCCCCCCGCCUGCCGCUGUGUGGCAUACACCUUCCGUGCUGAGGGCCGGCUCUGUCAGGCCACCUAUGAGGGCGAGUGGUGUCGGGGCAGGCCCCAUGGCAGGGGCACCCUGAGGUGGCCAGAUGGCCGGAAUCACGUGGGGAGCUUUUGCCAAGGCUUGGAGCAUGGCUUUGGCAUCCACCUGGUGCCUCAGGCCUCUGAGGACAAGUUUGACUGUUACAAGUGCCACUGGCGGGAAGGCAGCAUGUGCGGCUACGGCAUCUGUGAGUAUGGCACCGACGAGGUGUAUAAAGGCUACUUCUGGGCAGGCCUGCGGCAUGGAUUUGGGGUCCUCGAGAGCGCCCCGCAGGCCCCACAGCCCUGCAGGUACACGGGCCACUGGGAGAAGGGCCAGCGGAGCGGGUAUGGCAUCGAGGAGGACAGUGACAGGGGGGAGCGCUAUAUCGGCAUGUGGCAGGCUGACCAGCGCCAUGGCCCGGGGGUCAUGGUCACACAGGCUGGUGUCUGCUACCAGGGGACCUUCCAGGCAGACAAGAUGGUGGGCCCUGGGAUCCUCCUCUCUGAAGAUGACUCCUUGUAUGAAGGCACCUUCACCAGGGACCUGACCCUUGUGGGGAAGGGCAAAGUCACCUUCCCCAAUGGCUUCACCCUGGAGGGCUCUUUUGGCAGUGGGGCAGGGAAAGGACUGCAUACCCAGGGUGUGCUGGACACGGCUGCCUUCCCGCCAGAUCCAAGCAGCACCCGAAAGAGGCAGCUAGGUGUGGGUGCCUUCCCCGUGGAGAGCCGCUGGCAGGGAGUCUAUGGCCCCUUCCGGGACUUUGUUAGUGCCGGCUGCCCUGGGGACGAGCAGGAGGCCCUGCUGGGCUUCCACGUGCAGAACUCGAGGGAGCUGCGCAAAUCCCAGGAGUAUCUGUGCUGUGAGAGGACCCAGCCCGAGGCCUGUGCAGGCAGAAUGGAGGACGUCCUGGACGAGCUCUUGCUGCACCGGGAGCCCAGGGCCCUGCGGGAGUGCCUUGGGAAGGCUCUGAGCAGCUCGCUGCACCCCUUGGGCAAGCUGCUGCGGACGCUGAUGCUGACCUUCCAGGCCACAUAUGCAGGCAUCGGGGCCAACAAGCACCUGCAGACGCUGGCCCAGGAGGAGGUGAAGCAGCACGCUCGGGAGCUCUGGGCCGCCUAUAGGGGUCUGCUGCAGGUGGCUUUACGGCGCAAGGGCCAGGCUCCAGAGGAGGACGAGGAUCCGGAGGCAAGGGACCUGCAAGUAUAUGGCCUCGUGCUGCCCCUUAUGCUGCCCAGCUUCUACUCGGAGCUCUUCACUCUCUACCUGCUUCUCCACGAGUCGGAGGACAGUCUCUACAGCCAGGGUAUUGCCAACCUGAGCCUCUUCCCUGACACAAAGCUGCUUGAGUUUCUGGAUGUGCAGAAGCACCUGUGGCCCCUCAAGGACCUCAGGCUGACAACCAAUCAGAGACUUUCCCUGGUCAGGGACAAGUGCUUCCUGUCAGCCACUGAGUGUCUGCAGAAGAUCAUCACUACGGUGGAUCCCCGGGAGAAGCUGGAGGUGCUGGAGAAGACAUAUGGGGAGAUUGAGGCCACCGUGUCGCGUGUGCUGGGCCAGGAGUACAAGCUGCCCAUGGACGACCUGUUGCCGCUGCUUAUCUAUGUGGUGUCACGUGCCCGAAUCCAGCACCUGGGAGCCGAGAUCCACCUGAUUCGUGACAUGAUGGACCCCAUCCACACAGGAGGCUUGUAUGACUUCUUGCUCACAGCCCUGGAGUCCUGUUACGAGCAUAUCCAGAAGGAAGACAUGAGGCUGCACCGCUUUCCUGGCCGCUGGGACUCCAAGGAGCUCUGGUAGCUGGGCCGGCCUGGGCCCACUGCAGAGCGGAGAAGGGCCACCGCGGACAUCCCUGGGGAGCA